This is a messenger RNA of Biomphalaria glabrata, 4525 nucleotides long. RefSeq names its product Golgi reassembly-stacking protein 2-like. Lineage: Eukaryota; Metazoa; Mollusca; Gastropoda; Planorbidae. Gene Ontology annotation, molecular function: protein binding. Gene Ontology annotation, cellular component: Golgi apparatus. Gene Ontology annotation, biological process: Golgi organization. The coding region runs from base 115 to 1497 and encodes 460 amino acids. The transcript is spliced from 10 exons. The record is from RefSeq and is a predicted model, not a curated record.
UGUUGAUAAUAAGUAACUCUCGAAUGCCACGUCGAGGCCAUCUUGUUUUGUUGCUAAAUACUUAGAAACAACUGUAGGAUUCGUUAGUUACUUUUCUUUUUAUAGAUUUUAAGAAUGGGAGGAGCCGCUAGCACUGAAAUACCUGGUGGAGGUACUGAGGGCUAUCAUGUUUUGCGGGUACAAGAAGGAUCUCCUGGACAUAGGGCCGGCCUGGAGGCAUUUUUUGAUUUUAUAGUUGCUAUAGGAACUACACGUUUGAAUCAAGAUAAUGAUACUCUUAAAGAGCUCCUCAGAAACAACGUGGAGCGCCCACUGAAGGUGACGGUCUACAGCAGUAAGACACAGGAUGUCCGAGAAGUCACCCUGGUGCCAUCCCACAACUGGGGUGGGCAGGGCUUGUUGGGUGUAAGCAUUAGGUUCUGCUCUUUUGAAGGCGCUAAUGAAAAUGUGUGGCACAUACUGGAAGUACAACCUAAUUCUCCAGCUGACUUGGCAGGACUACGCUCAGACACUGACUUUGUCAUUGGGGCUGACUCUGUUUUGCAUGAGUCUGAAGAUCUAUUCACAUUGAUCGAGAACCAUGAGGGGAAAGCCUUGAAGCUCUAUGUGUAUAACACAGAGACAGAUGCAUGCAGGGAGGUCACCAUCACACCAAAUGGAGCUUGGGGAGGCAAAGGAAGUUUGGGUUGUAACAUUGGUUAUGGCUACCUACACAGAAUCCCAAAAUGCCAGUUUCCUUCCAACAAAACUAAGACUGUUACAAAUGUGGUCACUCCAACAGCUCCAUCCCUCUCACCAUCGAAGGAUGGCUUCUCUGAGGUACCACUAACUGGUUCUCCCAAUCAAACAAAUAUCAACAGUGGAUUUGCCCAGUUAUCCCUCAAUGCAGGAGCUCCUACUAUUCCCAUCAUUCCUCCACAUUACAAUCUACCAUCGACACUACCGAAUAUGCCACCAGGUCUAGCACACCCAGUCGGUAUACCUAAUUUGUCCAAUCUGCCAGGGUUGACUAAUCCUAUCUCUUUGACGGGAGUGUCGCCAACUGCGUUACCUUCAUUUACAACUGGUUCCGUUGGCCCUCUUCCUGGGCAACCAUCUGGUUUACCCCAGUUUCCAGGUUCCAUGCCUGCACCAGUACCCCUACCCAACUUUACCAUGGCUACCAGCUUGCCGGGCAUCAUUCCAGCUCAAGUCGGGGUCAACUCAUCCACAGCAGCUGCGUUCUCACCUAUCAAAAACAUUUCCUCAGUUGUAGGGGACAGCAGCCAUGGUGACCACCAUGGUCAUACCCACGAUGGGCACGGCCACUCUAAUGAUGAUCACGGCCACUCUCAUGACCACGGGCACGGCCACUCGCACGACCAUGGGCACGGCCACUCUCACGACCAUGGGCACGGCCACUCUCAUGACCAUGAGGGACACGGGCACUCUCAUUCUGUUGACCAGCAUCACUCUGUUGUACCUAAUGGUGUAUCUGAGUCACAAGCCUCCUCUUAGUUAUGAAUACAAAAGUUACUAAUAGUGUUAUUUUUUUUUUCUUAACAAUUGAUAUACCAAACGUUAAUAUGUAAGGCUAAGACAUUAUCUCCCUUGAGUUUGUCUUUGUUCCUUGCUAUUAUUCUUCAUUAUUUGAAAAGGUUUGAAAGUUGUUGUGUCUUGACUUCUAAGAUCAUAAUGCAUUAUCUAUUUCAUUGGCAUUGGACUAAAAGGGCAUACACGAAAAAGAAAAUACUACAAGACUUAGAAAUUGAGAUGUAUUGUUGAAUAGAUAAACAUCUUUCAGAACAAAAUUGUAUGUUAUCCAAUAUAAUGAAGUUAUUUUAAUAACAAUGUUACUCUAGAAAAUAUUGUUAGCUUGGUAUACUUGUGCAUUGUGCUGAGAAUGUCUGAAGCAUUCUAGUGGGAGGGUAAGACUCGGACAGCAGACGUGAGUCAAGCAUAUCAAUGUUUUUGAAAGCAGCUGGCCUCUUGAAUGACAGUGACUUUGUCCUUAGAGGGGAAUUAAGUAGAAACUGGGGGGCAUCCAUUAAAAAAAAAAUUGUUGAUUGAAAAGUUUCUGUGAAGUCAAAGCCUAGUUUUACCAAAUUCCCAGGCAUUACAAGUUUGAUAAGUUCGAUAAAAAUGGUUUGGGGUUUGCGGCUCAACAUUGCACUCUACUGGUCAUGAAUUUUGAUAAAGCUCUUAGCUCUAGAUUUGCAUGUUACCAAGAACUGCUCCCCCCCCCCCUUCAAUGUUAUUUUAAUAGGAAAUCAGGCUACUUUUAAUCUAAUUGAUUUGUAUUAAUCUCAGUCACUGGUUGAUUAAAGGUUCUUUCAGUUGUAGUAAUUUUCUUCAGAGAUAAUGUUUUUAUGUUUAAGUCCAGUAUUUGUUUAUAUAUUUGUAUUUCAUAAAAGGAAUGCUAUGAUAUUGACACUAUAGUUGUAUGUACUGUAUCAUUACAAUAGAACUUUAUUUAUAUUAGCUAAUUAAAUGACUUGUUUAUUCUAUAAUGAGUUAGAUCAAUUCUGUAUUGGGUGAGACAUUUUAAACAAAAUUUCUUUGAUUUUGUUAACUUAUUUAAAUGCCUAAUCUUAUAUUCGCUGCAGUUAAACUAAUCAUGCUUGAUAGUAAUAGUCAUGUCUUGGGGUGAUGUUGGUGGAAGUCUUACAGCUGAAACAGAUACUUCUAAACUUGUCAGUCCUACAGAGCUUAGUGGAGAAAUAGCUAUAAGCUACUCUGAUAGUGCCAAAUGAACAAACUUAGACUUAGCUUAGUGCUUGUUUACCAUUUCAACUUAUUGAGCUUGUAGCUAGAAGGCUUUUUCUUUCAUUAUGAUGAUGAUGGCUUGACAGAGUGACACAUUGAGUAGAAUGCUAUAUUCACAGGGUUGAUUGACAUUUCAUAUAUAGAGGCACAUGUCUGAGUCCUUUCUGAAGUGGGAUCAGACAGAGGUGUUUGUUGUUAGGGAAUUACAGUGAUGUGUUAGGCUUAGGGUUGAAGAACAACUGACUCUUAGGGUAAGAGGUGACUUGAUAAUUCCUGUACAAAAAUAUUUGAUAAUAAUUCUUUGUGGGUAUCAGCAGAAAAGUGUAGACACUCAUACAUUGACUAUCAACCAUUGCUUUUAAUUGAAGAAUCAAGUAGGACUAGAAUGCGCUGGCUCUUUCGGUUUUUCUACUGUGAUUUUUGUUGCAUUUUUUUUUUUUUGUUGUACUGGAAGAUAAGCCUGUACUGCUUCCUGUUUGAUUAUUCCCCUUUAGUAAUAUAUAUAAAAGUAAGUAUGCUACCAAGGGGCUGCUGGGAAUGAACCUUCUAGCAUGAUAUGCAGGGAGACUGUUCCCAUGGAUUGGCUUAAAUUAUAAUUUAUUCCUUUCAGCAUUGAUUCAUUUCAAUUUGUAUUCUAUGAUGAUCUGUUGUGUUCUUUCAAGUUCUCAUUAUUUUUGCCUAGACGUUGGAUUUGAGGAUUGAAAUGAGUGUGUUUUAUAAGGAACUAGUGCACAUUGUAUUCAGGGUCUAAACUCUCUAUUAAUUGUCCACCCCAGGAGUUAGAAAUGCACUUGUCAAAGACUACUUACUCAUAUUUUUUUAAGGUGAAGAUUGACUAUACUAUAAGCCUUCAUCAAGUUCCUAGGAAAUGAAAUAGUGCUCAUAGCUUACGUUCUAUUGUAGAACCUGUUUCAGAGUGCUGUAUUAAAGUGGGAAACAAGCCUGGUCACUGUUAACUACAAGAACAAAACGUGACUAGUGUUGUUGUUUUUUUAAUUGAAGAGAUACUUUCACUUAGAACGAAAAUUUAAGAGAUGCAUUGGUCUGUUUCAAGGAUAAUUCUUUCUAUACAAACAUGGUACUUGGGUGACAACUAGUGUGAAGGGGAAACAUUUUUCUACAUUUUUUAAAAAAUAGUUUUUAUGUAUAUUUUGCUUUUCCAAUUUUUUUUAAACAUUAAAAAUGAUGACUAAAAAAUCUUUAUUGAAUACUGAUUAACUUAUUUUCUAAAUGUACAUCAUGACCAUAUAAAAAGUAGUUUCAGGACAAUAUUGUCUUGAAUGUCUCAUGUAAUAUUAUCUAAUUAGGAUCUUAUGCAUAUGUUGUGUUUUGCAUUGAUUACAUUUCUUUGUUCUUGUUGAGAUGUUAGAUCCAACGAGCAUGUACCAUACAUGGAAAUGAAAGUAUAAUAAUCUCUCUAUUUAGUAACAUUUUUGUGGUAAUGGAACAGGUGAAAGCUUCCUAUUUUUUGAGCUGGUAUUAAUAAAGCUAGAGCUAGAACUGCUGUGUAAGGCCUUAAAUGUGACUGUUUCAUCAGGCUCAUUCUUUAAUUCUACGUUUGUUUUAAUUUUAUUUAAAAACAACAACAACUGAACCAUGUGAAUGUGACUUGUGUGUGGUGCAGACAUGAAGUGAGGCAUGUCACUCUUAAAUGUGGCACAUCUUUUUGGACAUGUGUGGCUCAGAUGUGGAUGUAACAAGGGCAAGAUGAGAGAGUGUGUGACAAGGUAUUUGAACUGUAGAUAAAUGGGAGAAAUAAACUAUUCAUUGAAACACUUGA